AUGAAGAACACCAUCUGGUGCUGCAUCUCUUGCAUUCUUCCCUGCGGGGCAGUCGAUGUGAUCCGUAUAGUGCACACCGAUGGCCGCGUCGAAGAUAUCAAUGGCUCCCAUGUCAAAGCUAGCGAGAUCAUGAAGGCUCACCCUAAACAAGUCCUCAAGAAAUCAUCCUCUCCUGAUGAUGAUGAAAUGGUCCCGAAAAUCGUCCUUGUCCCACCAGAAGCCGAGCUUCAACGCGGGAAGAUUUAUUUCCUCCUCCCGCACCCUUCGACACCUGAAAAAAUUCGGUCCAAAACAACAACCAAGAAGAAAAGAUACAGCCGAAGCAUGAGCAGCAACAACACGACUUCAAUGUCGAACGUUUUGGUAUCGGAUUGGUAUUUAAGUGAGAUACUCUCGGAGAAGUUGUCGACGUUGUGAGAUCGAAGAAGUGGCCGAGUCGGGGUGUGGAGGCCACACUUGGAGAGCAUCUCAGAGACCCCAAACCAGAUUGAUGGUUGUUGUUGAUCAUCAUCGAGUAAGCUUUGGUAUCAU
Molecule: messenger RNA, 531 nt
Organism: Hibiscus syriacus
Lineage: Eukaryota; Viridiplantae; Streptophyta; Magnoliopsida; Malvales; Malvaceae
Exons: 1
Coding region: 1-417 (138 amino acids)
Source: RefSeq, a predicted model, not a curated record